CUGUUUUACACAGAUCAAUUUCCAACUCAUAUAAUUAACUAACUCAUACAAUUUUACACUUGCUAAUCUGCAACUGUAUUUAUAAUAAAAUGUAAGUGACCGUCAGCUAAUGCUAAAACCGCACAGGUAACACUACCUAUACAAUUGCAUAGUUCACACUUCACACGACACAAUUAAUUUGUCAUAAUGGCCACGACAAAAGAGUCAUCCUAACCACAUUUUUUUUAGGAAAACUCAUCCUAACCACAUUUAAGACAUGAUAACAUGUAAUUCACUUAUGUUACCAUACUUUCCUUUUGUUUGUUGUAAACUCAGUUUAAUUAAUGUAAUUUCAGCCGUUUUCAAAAUUAAAAAAACAAAAAAAACUUACAAACAAAUUAUACAAGCUUUGGUGUGUGAAGAUAGUAUUUGAGAAAUGAAAGCGUUAAGAUAAACUAAUACUCCGUACUUUUUAAAACAGAUUUACUCUAAAUCCUUAAAAAUUCUGCCCAUCCCCUUAAUUGGACCAUCGUAUAAAGACUCAGCCAUUUAUUUAUUAGACGGAUCUAACCCAUUAAUAAUUGUGGCGGGUCAUGGGUCAUGGCUUUUAAUAGGGAUCCAAGGCGUCCAACACUCCAACCCAUUGAAUUGCUCUGUUGAAGCGCAUUCAACGUUCUCCAUUGAAGCGCAGUUGCCGUUCUCCGUUGAAUCUAGUUCUUGUAUCUCCCAUUGAAGCAGCUUCUGAGGUGGGAUUUCAUUGAAGAUGGGAAUAAGUUGUAUAAAGACAUGGACCGACUCGUUGCAUACGAAAAGGGAUUGAAGACAUGGACUAGAUGGGUAGACUUACAUUUGAGCUCUUCAGAUAUCAGGGUGUUUUUUCAAGGAGUCUCCCCUGAUCAUAUGAAUGCCCUUAACUGGACAGCUCCAAAUGCAAGAACAUGUAUAGGAGUAAAGCGACCGUUACUCGGAGCAACAAACAAUGGAGUAGUUGAAGAACACCCAGCAGACAGGAUAGUAGAAAAGGUGAUUAAGAAAAUGGAAAAGCCAGUAGAAUUGUUAAGAGUAACACCACUUUCUCAAUUAAGAAGAGAUGGACAUCCUGGAGUUUACGGAAUUCGUAGACAUAGACUUCCUGAUUGUAGUCAUUGGUGUCUUCCUGGUGUGCCUGAUACUUGGAAUCAUCUCCUUUAUGCUUCCCUUUAUUUUUCCACUUCUUGAUUUACGUUGUUGCUGCCGGGAUCAAACCCGGCUUUAUUAUUCAUUGUAUUUCUUAAAUUAACAAAACUGUUCAA
Molecule: messenger RNA, 1271 nt
Organism: Chenopodium quinoa (quinoa)
Lineage: Eukaryota; Viridiplantae; Streptophyta; Magnoliopsida; Caryophyllales; Amaranthaceae
Product: protein trichome birefringence-like 43
Exons: 3
Coding region: 766-1197 (143 amino acids)
Cellular component (GO): Golgi apparatus
Molecular function (GO): O-acetyltransferase activity
Source: RefSeq, a predicted model, not a curated record